Molecule: messenger RNA, 2027 nt
Organism: Drosophila takahashii
Lineage: Eukaryota; Metazoa; Arthropoda; Insecta; Diptera; Drosophilidae
Gene: Ir76b
Product: Ionotropic receptor 76b
Biological process (GO): monoatomic ion transport
Cellular component (GO): membrane
Molecular function (GO): signaling receptor activity; ligand-gated monoatomic ion channel activity
Source: RefSeq, a predicted model, not a curated record
GGAACGCAACAGCAUGCCCAGGAAGCGCAAAAAGUGGAAUUACUACUAAAAAACAGUAAUAAUACUGGAAAGGAUAAUACUUAGGAACUAAAUUACGUAUCCGCCUCGAUGGCCACUGGCAUCGAGCUGCUGGUGGCAGCCGCCCUUUGUGCCGCCUGUCCCGCUCUAAACGAAUCCCUGCCGUCGAGUCUCAUCGUACUCGGCGAAGUCGGCAUCCUGCCCACCGAACUGCCCAUCGAUGUGGAGGCCACGGAUGCCGGACUGGAUGAGGACGCCCCCGCGGAGACGCUGGAGUCCAUCAUCAGCAAGAAGAUCAAGCUCCGCGAGAUGCGGGAGUGGAUCGGGGGCAAGCACCUGCGCAUCGGCACGCUGGAGGACUAUCCGCUCAGCUACACCGAGGUCCUGGAAAACGGCACCCGCAUCGGCCACGGGGUCUCCUUUCAGAUCAUCGACUUUCUCAAGAAGAAGUUCAACUUUACCUAUGAGGUUUUCGUGCCCCAAGACAACAUUAUCGGCUCGCCAACCGACUUCGAUCGCAGCCUCAUCGAGAUGGUCAACAGCAGUGAAGUGCACUUGGCUGCGGCCUUCAUACCCUCGCUUUCGGACCAGCGGAGCUUCGUUUACUACUCGACCACGACGCUGGACGAGGGCGAGUGGAUAAUGGUGAUGCAGCGGCCAAGGGAAUCGGCCAGUGGAUCCGGGCUGCUGGCGCCCUUCGAGUUCUGGGUGUGGAUCCUGAUCCUCGUCUCGCUCCUGGCCGUCGGCCCGAUCAUCUACGUGCUGAUCAUCCUGCGCAACCGGAUGACCGGCGAUGGCCAGCAGACGCCCUAUUCGCUGGGCCACUGCGCCUGGUUCGUCUACGGAGCGCUGAUGAAGCAGGGCAGCACUUUGUCGCCCAUCGCAGACUCGACCCGGCUGCUCUUUGCCACCUGGUGGAUUUUCAUCACGAUACUGACGUCCUUCUACACGGCCAACCUGACGGCCUUCCUGACCCUCUCCAAGUUCACGCUGCCCUACAACACGGUCAACGAUAUCCUCACGAAGAACAAACACUUUGUGUCCAUGCGGGGCGGCGGGGUCGAGUACGCCAUUCGAACGACCAAUGAAUCUCUGUCCAUGCUGAACCGGAUGAUCCAGAACAAUUAUGCCGUAUUCUCAGACGAAACUAACGACACUUACAACCUGCAGAAUUAUGUGGAAAGGAAUGGAUAUGUUUUCGUUAGGGAUCGGCCGGCGAUCAACAUAAUGCUGUACCAGGACUAUCUGUACCGGAAAACCGUGAGCUUCAGUGACGAGAAGGUCCACUGCCCCUUUGCCAUGGCCAAGGAGCCGUUCCUGAAGAAGAAGCGCACCUUCGCCUAUCCGAUUGGCUCGAAUCUGAGCCAACUAUUUGAUCCAGAGCUGCUCAAUCUGGUGGAGUCGGGCAUUGUGAAGCAUUUGUCGUCCAAGGACCUGCCCAGUGCGGAGAUCUGUCCGCAGGAUCUUGGCGGAACGGAGCGACAGCUGAGGAAUGGCGAUCUGAUGAUGACCUACUACAUAAUGCUGGCCGGUUUCGCCACCGCACUGGCCGUUUUCAGCACGGAGCUGGUGUUCCGGUAUGUCAACAGUCGCCAGGAGGCCAACAAGUGGGCGCGCCAUGGAAUCGGACGCACGCCCAAUGGCCAGUCGGUGGCUCCGUCCCGCUGGCUGCGCGGCUGGAGGCGAUUGGACAGCGGACACGGCCAGCUGCUGGGCGCCUCCACGCACGGCCAAAAUGUCACCCCACCGCCGCCGUACCAAAGCAUCUUCAACGGUGGAAGUCACGGGGAUCCUCUGAAUAGAUGGCGACGACCUCUAGGCAAUGGAAAUGCCAUUGGCAAUGGUGUCCUACUGGGCGGCGACUCUGAGGGCGGCGUGCGGCGCUUGAUCAACGGACGCGACUACAUGGUAUUCCGCAAUCCAAAUGGACAGAGUCAACUGGUCCCCGUUCGAUCGCCCUCGGCGGCCCUCUUUCAAUACAGCUACACUGAGUAGAUUUUAUUAUUAGU